AUGGCUAGGGGUAAAUGGUUUCCGAACCUCACGGGGCAAAUCAAAUGGGCCAGGGAAUCUGAAUGCUGUCUACCAGAUAAAAAUGUUUUGUUUUCGAUUCUCAGCGGCGAAAAUACGGGAAGACUGGCUAAACGGGCAAGGGAGGAGUGUGAGAAUGGAGGUCACGGUGGUGGUAUAAGCAGUGGAUAUGAGAGUGCGACAGAGCAUUCUGUUGUAUUGCAGAGAAGUAAUCUGGUUUCAGGUCCAAUUGAAGUUGAGAAUUUAUCCGCGGUAGGGAAAGUUGGGUGGACAUCGAAGUCGUUGAACGAUGCGGAUAAGACUAAAGAGGGUUCCGUAUUGUUUGAGCCGAGGAUACAGAAGCAGGUAAGCGGUGAAUCUCAAUUACAGCUUAUCAGAGGAUCCAGUCAUGUGCGGGGAUCCGCUUGGUCAGCAGAAAGUUCCAUGGGUCAUGGUCCGAGAGACGUGGAGAUUUUACCGAGGAGUUGUAAGACAUCUGAGUUAAUAGCAGAUGGGUCGCAGUCUGAUAUUCCAUAUAAGCUGAUUCAGUUACUUAAACAAAAGUGUUUAUUGCUGCAAAGAAAGUGUGAUGUUUUGGAAUCAACUACAUUAUCAGAGGAUGCAAAGAGGCAACAGAUAAGCGAAAAGUUCGUGCCUCAAAUUGAUUCUGUAUCAAGAGCUAUCUGUCUAUUGGAACCAAAUAUCAACAGAGUCGAAAGUUCUAUAGCGUCCAACUUUACUGCGACAAUACUAAAUGGCAAUGUAGGCACAGAUGUACCAGUUUCAUCAUCUGUAAUUCCCUUUUCCACAGCCACAUCAAUACGACCUCCAAAACCUUCCCACGUAAUUUCUAUAGAUCUCGACGAUGAAGAAGAUGGUGAAAACAAUGUUAAAGUUGGUAAUGUCGUGCAUCAAGAGAGGGUACAUAUUUCUGCCUUCUCUCACUCUGAGGCUGAGAAGAGGUCGACAAGGAUGCUUCGAGAACGCCAGCAAGAUGUUAAUUAUAGAGUUCCGGCUAUGGAUGACGAUUUUGCUUACCACAUGGGAGCCACUCACUCUCAAGAAAGGCUUGAUGAUAUUACUGUAGAAGCGGAAACUGAAGAUUCGCAUUUCUUAUCCACUAUGGACGAAGAAAUAGAUACUGAUGUUCACGAUAGCGACCGCGAAUUCGUUGCAGACGGUCUGGAAAACUAUUUGAACGAUUCCCAUGAUAUGGACGAGGACUAUUUGUAUCAUUCUGGCUCGGAUCAAGGAGCUGAAUUCCUGGAAACUAAUACUCAAUCACAAUCUUUGGGCGGAGAUGACGGAAAUAUGCUAAAUGGGCGCUCGCAGCGAUCUCAGAAUAGAGUAAACGAGAUAAUUAUCGAAUCGUCUCCGCAUAAACUGUCAAUGGACGACGCUCUUCAAGUCGACAAUAUUCCAGAAGUUAAUCUACUGGAUCAUGAUGAUGACGGCGAAAUGUUCUCAGAUACAAUCGUUCGUAGUGUGCAAAGUGUUAAGCCGCAAUUCCAAUUUAACGAUAUGCAUGAAGAUUUAGUGGAUAACCUUUCUGACAGUGAUCUUGAAGCUUUUGAUCAAGAAAGGGAAUAUCAAACCCAAAGGAACGAUAUAAAAGAAUUGGACGACGAUUUGAAAAUCAUUUCAGAAACCUCUGUGGUGGAAUAUGUGCCUCUAUCUCAUAAAGAGAUUAAGAAGGAGAAUAUGCUUACUGGAGAACAGGACUUGUUGGAUGAUGAUGACGAUGAUUUCUCUAUAAGCGAGAUUAAACAGCUUAGUGCUAUACCGAUGGGUUCUACAUCGGUAACCAAAACUGUCAAAGAAAUCUCAGCCCCAGUGCUUCCAUGGACAGCUGAAGUAUUUCACAAGUUGCAAAAUAUAUUCAAGCUUCCGAACUUCAGACCUAAUCAACUGGAAGCAAUAAAUGCCACUUUAGGUGGCCAAGAUGUCUUUGUACUAAUGCCUACAGGAGGUGGUAAAUCUCUAUGCUAUCAACUACCAGCAAUUGUAAAAUCUGGCAACACUAGUGGAACAACGAUAGUUGUAUCGCCAUUAAUAUCCCUGAUGCAGGAUCAGGUUGAACACUUACUAGCAAAAAAUAUAAAAGCCAGUAUGUUCAGCUCUAAAGGUACAGCCGAGCAAAGGCGCCAAACUUUUAACUUGUUUAUUAAUGGGCUGCUAGAUUUGGUUUAUAUUUCUCCAGAAAUGAUCUGUGCCUCGGUACAGUGCAAAAAUGCAAUUCAGAAGUUGUACCGUGAUCACAAGUUAUCUCGUAUCGUUGUCGAUGAAGCACAUUGUGUCUCUAACUGGGGUCAUGACUUUCGACCAGAUUAUAAAGAAUUAAAGUUCUUUAAAGAAGAAUAUCCAAACAUACCCAUGAUGGCACUAACAGCAACGGCAAGCGAACAGGUUCGUAUGGAUAUCAUUCACAACUUACAGCUAAGGCAACCGGUUUUUUUGAAACAAAGUUUUAAUAGAACGAAUCUUUACUACCAAGUUUUGCGGAAGUCUAAGAAUUCCAUGGAUGAAAUAUGUGAAACUAUAAAAACCAAGUUUAGGGGCCAGACCGGAAUUGUGUAUUGUCACUCAAAGAAUUCUUGCGAGCAGACUGCAGCUACUAUGGUUCGCAGUGGGGUAAAGUGUGCAUAUUAUCAUGCAGGUAUGGACCCUGAUGAGCGUCUGCAAGUUCAACAAGGUUGGCAGUCUAAUAAGGUUCAGGUUAUUUGUGCCACUGUGGCUUUUGGUAUGGGCAUUGAUAAACCGGAUGUGAGAUUUGUUUACCACUUUACUGUUCCUCGGACUUUAGAAGGAUACUAUCAAGAAACUGGGCGUGCAGGUAGAGAUGGCAGUUAUUCUCAUUGUAUUAUGUAUUAUUCUUUUAGGGAUGUGCGGACCAUUCAGUCAAUGAUUCAGAAAGAUAAAAAUCUUGACCGGGAAAAUAAAGAGAAACAUUUAAACAAGUUGCAACAAGUGAUGCAAUAUUGUGAGAAUACUACUGAUUGUAGAAGGCAGCUAGUGUUAUCCUAUUUCAAUGAGAGUUUUAAUUCUUCAGACUGUACCAAAAACUGUGAUAAUUGUAGGAAUGGGCAUAAUAUCGAAUAUGAAGAUCGAGAUGUAACUUCUGAGGCGUUGGAUAUUAUCAGAUUGGUACAGUCUGUGAAGGAUGACAAAGUAACUUUGAUUCAUUGCCAAGAUAUAUAUAAAGGUUCGAAAAAUGCAAAAGUUAUCCAAAUGUGUCAUGAUCAAUCUGAAUUCCAUGGUUUGGGCAAGAGAAUCAGCAAAGCUGACAUUGAAAGGAUAUUUUUCCACUUAAUCACUCUGCAAAUAUUACAAGAAUACUCAGUUAUGAAUGGUCGUGGUUUUGCCUCAGACUAUGUAAAGCUAGGACCAAAAGCGAACAAUUUACUAAAAGGCAAGAUGAGGGUUCAUAUGCAGUUUGCCACAACACCAAAAUUAUCAAGACCUUCUAGUGCUCUAGGUAAUGCUUAUACGGCUGGUCCAACUCAAAUGCAAGAGUUCUCACAAGAUAAUCCAAAAAAGUCAGCUGAUGUUGGUACUUCCCGAGGUCCACAAUUACACCUUGAUAAUUUCUUGUAUCAUGAAACCCCUCUAGGAACUAGCACUGAUCUUAAAUACAAUAAAACUGCAUGCAAUUUAACAGAUAAUGAUUCUCUAGAAGUUGAACGACAUAUAUCUCAGUCAUAUGAUAAACUACAAGCGGUGGCUAUUAAGAAAGCUUAUGACUAUGGGUAUACCACACCAAACUCAUUUAUGACUCCACAUAUUUUAAGAAAUUUGUCCGUCCAUCUUCCAAUCAGUCAACCGCAAUUUGAUCGUUUAUGUCCAGCUACAGAAUCUUUUUCCAAGUUCAAGUAUUUUAGAAACCUCCUUUUGACGUUGAAACAAGAGAGAGAAAAUAUUACAUCAGUAUCCAAAACUUUAAAUCGGCAUACCUUAUCCAAUAGUUUACAACAAAAUUCCAUGGAAAGGGGUUCAACAUCUCACUUCUUUGUCCCUGACAAAGAGCAAGAAGCAAACGACUUUGCAAUUGUAUCGCAAAUCAAACAAACAAUGGAACCACCUCAAUCAAAACUUCCUACCAGUUCUAGAAGAAAGUCAACUGUGUCUAAAGCACCUUCUAAAAGGUCAAGAUAUAGGAAGUAUACCAAAAAAGGUUCAAAAAGGCGAUAA
Molecule: messenger RNA, 4185 nt
Organism: Eremothecium cymbalariae DBVPG#7215
Lineage: Eukaryota; Fungi; Ascomycota; Saccharomycetes; Saccharomycetales; Saccharomycetaceae
Gene: SGS1
Product: ATP-dependent DNA helicase SGS1
Exons: 1
Coding region: 1-4185 (1394 amino acids)
Biological process (GO): DNA replication; double-strand break repair via homologous recombination
Cellular component (GO): chromosome; cytoplasm; RecQ family helicase-topoisomerase III complex
Molecular function (GO): 3'-5' DNA helicase activity; ATP binding; nucleic acid binding
Source: RefSeq, a predicted model, not a curated record